Exaiptasia diaphana is the source of this 4389-nucleotide messenger RNA. RefSeq lists its product as uncharacterized. Gene Ontology annotation, cellular component: signaling receptor complex; plasma membrane; cell surface. Gene Ontology annotation, molecular function: calcium ion binding; serine-type endopeptidase activity. The transcript has 22 exons. Lineage: Eukaryota; Metazoa; Cnidaria; Anthozoa; Actiniaria; Aiptasiidae. The record is from RefSeq and is a predicted model, not a curated record. Gene Ontology annotation, biological process: proteolysis; axon guidance; Notch signaling pathway.
GGAAUCGAGAACCGAAAAAUUCUAGACAGCGCCUUAACUGCUUCUUCUGAACUAACUUUCUGGAAAGGGGCGUGGCAGUCACGUGUAAACCUWAAGCCAUACUAUUCAUGGAUGACCAGUGGCUGGUCUCCAGCACAAAACGACGUCAACCAAUGGCUUAAAGUGUAUCUUACAAGUCCUCACCUUAUAACGGGUAUCGGUAYUCAGGGUCAAGGACGGACAACGCCCUCCAAUGAAUGGGUUACAAAAUAUAAACUAUCGUAUAGUGUUGAUGGAAAGACUUGGGUGUUUUAUAAGAUUGAUGGAGAAAUUAAGAAUUUCACAGGUAACUCAGAUGCAGACAGAAUUGUGAAGAACACCGUGUCKCAUCCAUUUUCAGCUGUUUAUGUGCGUAUUCAUCCAUUGGCUUGGAACAAUGCCAUUGCUCUUCGCUUUGAGCUUUACGGAUGUCUUGACUUGCAUGGAUGCGGCAAUAAGUUAGGAAUGGAAAAUGGAACUAUUCCAGCCAGUCACAUCACGUCAUCGAGUAAAUAUAACGACACAUUUCCAGCCCACCAAGCGAGACUCAAUAACAAGCCCUCCGCGAUUUAUUCUGGAUGCUGGAGAUCUGUUGCCACAGACUAUACGCCCUGGCUUCGUGUUGACCUUGGGAAAGCUUUCAAGGUCGUUGCUAUAGGAACCCAGGGGAAUCCAUCAGAUAAACAGUGGGUUACGUACUUUACUGUCCGGUAUGGGCAUGAUGGGAAGCAUUGGGCGGCUAUUUUUAACCAAGGAAUGAUUAGGUACUUCGUCGGUAACACUGACCAGAAUUCUGAACAUCAGAAUAUACUCCAAACAGCUGUGGUUGCACGGCAUAUGGCGAUAGAACCAAUCGUAUGGCAUGGAGCCGCUGCACUGAGGGUGGAAUUCUAUGGUUGUAGAAAAGAUGACCAAUGCAUGUCUUCACUUGGUUUAGAAGACCAUCGCCUGCCAAGCUCAUCCUUUAGCUCUUCUUCAUCUUACUCACAAUCAAACGGUCCUUCCAGCGCUCGUCUGAAUCUCCCUGCUACCUCAUCCAGUUCAAUAGGUGGUUGGGCUCCCAGAGAUGACGACAAGGCAUCAUGGGUCCAAGUGAAUCUUAGUCACGUGAUGGACAUUAGCGCAGUUGGAACCCAGGGUGGCGCGGUCAAUUGGUGGGAGGCUGGUACCUACCAGUAUGUUAAGACGUAUAAGCUUAGUUAUAGUAGGGAUGGGAAGCAGUGGAGUAUAUACAAAGAUAAGAACGGAGGGGACAAGGUGUUUGCUGGAAAUUCUGACCACAGUAGCGUUGUGGUAAAUAAACUGUCGCCAAUGGUASGAGCUUUAAUGAUACAAAUACAUCCAGUGACAUGGCAAACAAGACCCUUCCUACGAGCAGAGCUGUAUGGAUGUAAAGUGAGAAAUAGUAGCAAYGAUGUAAAUAUAUGUGAUUCCAAACCCUGCAAAAACCAAGCAACUUGCGUCCAAAAAGGCGACAACUAUACGUGCACUUGCCGUGUUGGAUACACAGGAAGACUCUGCGGAAUUGAUAUUGAUGAAUGCGUKAGCACGCCUUGCAAAAACAAUGGAACAUGCACUGAUCACGUGAACAACUACACCUGCACAUGUGACAGUGGUUUUACUGGAAGAAACUGCGAAAUAGACAUUGAUGACUGCGCAAACUUACCUUGCAAGAACAAUGCAACAUGCACUGAUCACGUGAACAACUAUACGUGCACAUGUGACAGUGGUUUUACUGGAAGAGAUUGUGAAAUAGACGUUGAUGAUUGUGCAAAGUUGCCUUGUAAGAACAAUGCAACAUGCACCGAUCACGUGAACAACUACACUUGUACAUGUGACAGUGGUUUUACUGGACGAAACUGCGAAACAGACAUUGAUGACUGCGCAAAGUCGCCUUGCCAGAACAACGCAACAUGCACCGAUCACGUGAACAACUACACCUGUACAUGUGACAGUGGUUUUACUGGAAGGAAUUGUGAAAUAGAUAUUGACGAUUGCGCAAACUUACCUUGCAAGAACAAUGCAACAUGUGCCGAUCACGUGAACAACUACACCUGUACAUGUGACAGUGGUUUUACUGGAAGAGACUGCGAAAUAGAUAUUGAUGAUUGUGCAAAAUUACCUUGUAAAAACAAUGGAACAUGCAUCGAUCACGUGAACAACUACACGUGUGCAUGUGACAGUGGUUUUACUGGACGAAACUGUGAAACAGACAUUGAUGACUGCGCAAACUUACCUUGUAAGAAUAAUGCAACAUGCAGUGAUCACGUGAACAACUACACCUGCACAUGUGACAGUGGUUUUACUGGAAGGAAUUGUGAAAUAGGUAAUGAAAGAUAUCUAUUUGCUCACCGUGAAUUAAAUUGAAAUNACAUUGAUGACUGCGCAAACUUACCUUGUAAGAAUAAUGCAACAUGCAGUGAUCACGUGAACAACUACACCUGCACAUGUGACAGUGGUUUUACUGGAAUAAACUGCGAAAUAGACAUUGACGAUUGCGCAAACUCACCUUGUAAGAACAACGCAGCAUGCACCGAUCACGUGAACAACUACACCUGCACAUGUGACAGUGGCUUUACUGGAAGGAAUUGUGAAAUAGAUAUUGACGACUGCGCAAACUCACCUUGUAAAAACAAUGCAACAUGCACUGAUCACGUGAACAACUACACCUGUACAUGUGACAGUGGUUUUACUGGAAGAGAUUGUGAAAUUGAUAUUGAUGACUGCGCAAACUCACCUUGCAAAAACAAUGCAACAUGCACUGAUCACGUGGGCAACUACACCUGUACAUGUGACAGUGGUUUCACUGGAAGACACUGCGAAAUAGAUAUUGACGAUUGUGCAAAGACACCUUGUAAAAACAAUGCAACAUGCACCGAUCACGUGAACAACUACACCUGUACAUGUGACAGUGGUUUUACUGGAAGGAAUUGUGAAAUUGACAUCGACGAGUGCCAAAGUUCUCCCUGUAAAAACAACUCAACAUGUACUGAUCACGUGAACAACUACACGUGCACAUGUGUUCGUGGUUUUACUGGAAGACACUGUGAAACAGAUAUCAAUGAAUGUCAUAGCUCUCCAUGUCUGAACAACGGAACAUGUGUUGAUCACGUGAACGGCUUCACCUGCACAUGUGGUCGUAAUUUUACAGGAAAAUUCUGCRAGAAGCGUAAUCUACCAUGCUCUAGCAGCCCUUGUAUGAAUUCUGGUAUGUGUUUUAAUAAAYUACCCGAUUCGUUUUGGUGUCGUUGUCGGUAUGGCUAUGGAGGAGAUCAAUGUGAAAUAGUUCUGAGUCCUAAUAAGGAAUGUGGUCGUCGGGUGGAGAUGCGUAUCGUCGGUGGUAUGUCGGCGUUUCCAGGUUCCUGGCCAUGGCAGGUCGCACUAUUYGCCCAUGGUGAAAAACAGCAYUACUGCGGUGGAUCCCUCAUAUCCAAGGAAUGGGUCAUCACAGCGGCUCACUGCGUUCUUUUCCGACGGCCUCACGAGAUAUWYAUCGUGCUCGGAGACUUUGACGUCAGUAAAGUCGAAGGAAACGAAGUCUUCCGAAAUGUCUCGGCAAUACUGAGCCAUCCUAAUUACAAAUGGUGGACGAGCAACUACGACGUUGCMCUGAUAAGACUAUCUAAGCCAUUAGCCAUGUUUAAUCGACACAUAUACCCYGUGUGCCUCCCCCUGAAGUCGACACUCCCCCCUGUUGGUACAAAGUUCACUAUUACAGGGUUUGGGAGRUUAAAGCAUGGAGGRAAUAGACCUACUUUACUUCAACAAGCCGARGUACCCCUUGUAUCCCAUGAUUCAUGUGUGGCAGCGUAUAAAGGAAGAGCYGUUAUMACCAAGCAAAUGAUGUGUGCYGGGUUUGCUAAAGGAGGGAUAGAUGCCUGUCAGGGGGAUAGUGGGGGUCCGUUUGUAAAGAUGGAGUCUAACAAUUGCUGGUAUUUGUAUGGGGUGAUUAGUUGGGGGAUAGGSUGUGCCGAUGCUAAUUCGUACGGUGUUUAUGCAAAUAUACUGAAAGUAAGAUCUUGGAUCAAAGAUAAAACCGAUAUAUAGAAUAAAUACUUGUAGAYCAAAGUACAACUUGCGAUAUACAACAGGAGUUUUAAAAGAUUUCAGCUUGUGAAACCAUACGUCUCCACAAUGGCUCUCAACACGAAUAAAAAUGAUUCUCAGUAUUUCUUAAAAUAUAUAUUUUUAUUUAGUUUGACAAACUAGUAAAUCUCUGAUUCCAGUCACCAGGAAAAAGUACUUAUAUCCAGCCGAUUGCGUUCCUCAGCCAGGUAUUAUUAAAAUGGAUUUCUGUUUUCAAUAGUAGAAGAAAAACAAUUCAAGCGAAUUUUUUGUUAUAGAUUUACUUGAGUUAAGAAGUUAAUAUAA